Molecule: messenger RNA, 2895 nt
Organism: Plasmodium fragile
Lineage: Eukaryota; Apicomplexa; Aconoidasida; Haemosporida; Plasmodiidae
Exons: 1
Coding region: 1-2895 (964 amino acids)
Source: RefSeq, a predicted model, not a curated record
AUGCUGCCCCGAAUUAAACUGAAAAGACAGGUAUUAUUUGCCAAAGAAAAAAAAUUCUCACAAGUGGGUUGUUGCCGCUUCAUCAUCACCAAUAGAGAGUUAAAAAGUAAGCUAAAAAAUAACACGCACCUCGUUAGGUUAAUAAAACAUGUCAUUCCAAGUGAGGAGAGGGAAAAGAGCAUGAGCCACGAAGACGAGGGGCAAAUCAUCCAUUUGGGCUUUUCCUACCUGUACAAAAAUGUAACCAUUAACAAAGUAGGGAGAAGAAAAGGCAUGUGGUAUGAAGCGCCUGGUCAGUACAACGAUGAUGUGCUCACCUAUUUCAGAAAUGAGAACUCCAUGGAUGGGUACCAUGAAGUUGUCGUUAGCCACCAUGCGGAAGGAAAAAAAGGAAACAAAUUUGUAAGUAGAGGCAACAUAAAGGAAGUCUAUUCGUAUGUGAUAAAUUCCUUAACGAAGCUGACUCCGCAGCAAGUCCUCCUAACCCUACACAGUUUCAUCAUGCACGGCGUCCAGGUAGAGCAUUUAAUAAAAAUAAACGACCACGUCAUUAACAAUAUAUAUAAUUUCAAAACAAGUGAGCUGAUUUUAAUUCACUUAUUUUACAUCUACUUUGAGGGGAACUGCGGAAAUGGGGUAGCGGGGCGUCCCAUUGCCUCUGUGACGUGCCGUGAUGGAGUCGCUCACCGCGAUGCGGUCGCUUGUCGUGAUGAAGUGACUGGGAGUGAACCCCCUUUUGGAAAAGAGGAAAAUUAUUAUCACUACGAAUAUAAUGACGGUGAGUGUUCGCCGUCCCUCCACAUAACCAAGCACGCGCAGCACAAAAUUCGCACCGUGGCAAAGGAACUCACAAGAUACACCUCCCAUUUGUUCUACAAGAGGAGACAACAGUUGCUCCUAAACCAGAUUGAGGAAAUACUAUUCAUAUGGAGCAAGUACAAUUUGUGUCAUAAGGAAUUAUUCGAUCCUUUCCUUAAAGUGAUUGAAAGGUCGAUGGAGUCAUUACAGGUGAACAACAUGGAAUCCAUUUUAAAGGGGGAGUCUUCUCCUCUUAUUAAAAUUAGAAAGGAGUCUCUUCAUGACCUGAACAAUUUUGACGCUAUAAUUAAAUGCUUUUAUCACCUGUCUGGGGUUAGAGAAAUAACCCUGUUGGACGAGACCCGCCUCAAGUACUUUUCCAAGUUUGGCCUUUUCCUAUGGAAUAAUUUUGCCUUACUGGCCCAGUUACCCCUCCACAAGUUAUUCAUGCUGUUGCAAGUGGGUGAACACAUAUAUGCGUGUGGAGAAAAGGAAAAGCGGGACCGACUACAGUGUCACCUGUUCAGCCUUAUCGAGGGUAAGCUGAAGCAAACCAACCCUGAUCAUCACUGUGGAAGGAGGACCUGCCCACAGGAAGCGUCCAACAAUGAGGCCAAGUGCGUACGCGUGUUAGACGCGGUGCGUGCAUACUACGCGGACAUGUGUAAUUCGAAUAGCCAGUGCAUGGGGGUGAAGCAACCACCUGCCUGUGGCAUUACUGACCAAUCUUGUGAGAAUGUUCACAACGUGGGUGAGACGAACAGGGCGACUCCCACACAUGCGUCACUCCCUAACAUGAGCAAGACGGGUAACGCGGUAGAUGAGCCAAAAAAUUGCACCCGUCACGCUGAUGGCAGCCAUGUAGCUACUCACCAGUAUGGAGGAGACCAAAUUGGGGUGUUAAAUUGCCCCCCAAAUGUAACAUUUCUGAGCAGCAUUAAUGAAUACAUUGCGGUCGGAAGUGAACCCUGUAAAAAGUACCUGCCUACCCUUCUUUCCAUUUUGAAAGGACAAAAAAAAUUCCAACAUAUGGUCCUUUACUUUAUAAAUCAUGUGGAUAAUGGAAGCGGCGCAAAUGUCUUAAUCCCUUUCAUAAAAUUAACACAUGAAUAUGUUAAUAAUAUCUACGCGCUGUCGUACAUGGGGUACCUUUAUAAAUGCGCCAUCACGAGUAAGGAUUUGUCUAACCGAGCCAAUUUGAAUGCGGAGAAAGUCGUGGUAUUACUCUCAACAUUGCACAGACGUAUACGUAGUGAUUAUGAGAUGCUACAUGGAGGAGAACGCAAUGGCAAUCCCCCCAAUGUAUCACCAAAUGCAAUAACAUUUCAUCAACAUAACGAAAUAUUUCUCGCUUCCCUGCGCGCAAGUAACCCAAAUGUGUAUGAACAUGUUCAGGCAAAUUUACUCAACUUGAACUUAAAAGAAAUAAAAAAAUUGGACGAAUUUCUUUUCCAUUAUGUAUACAAACAUGUGGUAAAUGAUACGUUUGAAUAUUUGGAGAAUAUAAUACCGUAUAUGAAUAGCCAACCGUUAGUCAAUCACCUCCUGUGGCUCUUUGUACAAAUAAAUAAUUACUACAGUGUUUAUUCCAACGAAGGAAAAGUCCCAAGGGGAGAGAAAAUUGCUACAUUGUUUUUCCAAAAAAUUUGCAUUUUGAAUUUUUUAAAAAUAUACCAAGACAAAAAUGACAACUGUUACGAAGCAGUGAAGAAUAUUUUAACCUACGUACGUCUACAAAAGGAUGUGGAUAAGGCCCUUUCAAAUUAUGUGUUGAAUUUAUAUUUUAAAAAGUACAUUGGUCCAUUUGGUCAUGAAGCCAUGUAUGUAUAUAUUACGGACAUGCUCCAAAAAUUGGCCAACUGUAAUUGCGUCUUAACGUUUCAGCACGAUGACAUAUUUUUAACAUGCUCAAAUGAGAAGACUGAUCGGUUAGGCGGCUCAUUAUUGAGGAGCCAAGUUAUGCCCAUAAUAAAUACGCUUGUGCAAAAUAACUGCUGCGCCCAUUUGAUUAACUUCCUCCUUUUGGUUAAUGCCCGAGUUAGCUUCAGCACUCUCUUUGCAGGACUUAGGAAUCAUCUUUAUUCCUACGCAUUUUAA